AAACUAUAACUUGUUGGUUGUUUUAUUAAGUUGGGAAGCUGAAGAGGCUGUCCCCGUGCCAGCAACAAGAUGUGUAUUGUUCUUAUCUGAAGUCUCUAGAGCGAUCAAGUGCCCUCCAGACAAGACCGAAGCAUACAGCGGAGUCCAGGCUGGAGAAGAGAGAGGUUGAGGAGGAAGCAUGUCCACUGACCAGGAGCCCACAUUCACAGUCAAGCUGCUGCAGCUGCUGCUGCUCUCCACCUACUGGGGAAUGCAGAUAUGGGUCACCUUCAUUUCAAGCUUUGUGAUGGACAACCACCUAAACAGACACACAUAUGGUUUUAUUCAAAGUCGCCUCGUCCCGUUCUACCUCCACUUGGGUUCCGCUUGUGCCUUCUUUAACCUCACAAUCUACGCAGUGUAUCAUCCCAGCGACAUGCUGGAUGACAGAGAAGCCUUUCAGAUCUUCAUCUUCUUUGUGUCAGUGACAGUCGCGGCUAUCAAUGCUCAGUGGUUUGGUCAGAUGACGUCAGAGAUCAUGGCGGACAUGCACCUCAUCGAGCAGGCGUGUGGACUGGGUCAGGAUAUCGGCUUGUCAUCGAACCGGGAAGCUUACGCCAAACUGUGUGAGACGGAUGUGAAGUACAGACACCUCAGCAGUCGUUUGUGGCUGUACAGACUGCUGUCCUCUCUCUGUAACCUCUGCUGCAUCGGCUGCAACUUCUACAGUCUCUGUUACAUGGCUGAGAACCUCGGCACACUGUAGAGCUUUUAUGUAAUACGUUAUGUCUUUCUGUCUCUCUGCCUUGUUAGUUAUGAGAUGAACAGUCGGGUUGUUCUUGUGCCUUGGGAAAUAAUGAAAGGAGAUUUUGGUCCUCAUUUUUUUUUGUUGAUUUUGAGACAAUCAUGUUCACUAAAGCUGCAUUUCUGUCUUGAAGUUUGCAGGGAGACGAAUCAGCUCCUGCUAUGUGAGCAAUGUCUCACCUUUCACCUAGUGUGGCUGCUGUGUGCCACGCUGUGCACUGCAGCCUGGAGAGUUCCCUGCAAGACUGCAGUAUGAUGCCUUACAGGAACCUAAAACAUGUGGGAUGUUUUUAAGAACUUGCAAUAUCAGAGACACCGUAGCAGGAAAAAAGCCUAAUGCACUUUUUUUAUUUUUAAGCAACAGAAAGACACCUUUUAGUAAGGAAGCUGCUGCCGCGCCGCUCAGUCUUGCUCUUCCUGUUUGGGUGGAGUUUGAAUACAUUGCUCACUCCAGCAGCAAUCACUCUUUAGUGACUGCUGCAAUCUAGUGUCACAAGUUUGUCCUGUUCACGGUAUGUUACCGUAGGAGCACCUGGGGGGCUGUGCUUCACGUUUCAAAGUGAAUGCUUGGACUAUCUUUAGCUCUUUUGGCUGCUGCUGCAAUGAAAAAGAACACUUUUACUAGUUGGUAUACAAUCAAUACUAGUUUUCAACCCAUCCAAAAACACACUGGCACCAGUGGUUUGAUUAUUGGUAUAUUUUAAUCAAUCAAUCAAGUUUAUUUGUCACAUAUAAUCAUAUAAGGUACAUUCACAAUGAAAUGUAAUCCCAUCAGUUCCUUCAAUUUGUGCGUUAAAAAGAGAUUUUACAGAAUUUAUUGGUUUUCAUUAACUUUUACAGUGUUGAUCUGUAAAUGAUGUUAUGAGAUUAUUUCGCAGCAGGAAGUAGAGUUUAUAGAGCUUUGAUUUAUUCCCACUUUCAUCAGUGUGUCCUUGAGGAAGGCACCAUGGCUGUGAAGAACAUAGUCAGUUUAAUUUAGCAGGUUUAAUGGUUGUUGUAAUAAUCUGGUGGAUCGUGUUGUGGCAUUGAUCCUGCGGGUAAUAUGGAGGAACAUUUUUUGGGAUGGUUGGAAGGAUUGUUGAGACUUGCUGAGAUGAUGUGGGUCCAAUUUGACUAAACCUCAGUGAUCAUGAUUGUCUGCUUGAAGACCUGAAUGACAUCUCUGCACUCAGUUCUUUCACAUCACAUCCAGGAUGACCUUACAAUGUGCUGCAAGGGAAAAUCACAUCAGAUCUUAUACAUAGAUAUAUAUAUACAUUGGUGAAGGAUUUAACAGACUUGCAAAGCUGUCAGGUCUGUAACUUGACCUCAAGCAUUUUUUGAUUUGGUUUAUAACACCUCAGUUUACUAGAUGUCAGUCUCUACGUAUUCAAACAUUAUGAUCUGACUGUGCAGGAGAAUUAUGCAGCUAUGAUUAUGAAUUUGAAGCCAAAUUAUUAUGAGCUGUACUCACACUAGAGUUGUGUUCUCUCGCAGUACAGCUUUCAGGUGUGUGACAGUCCCUCCCCUUUAGGAGUGAAGCAGGAAGUGCAUCACAGAUUAUCAGCUGUGCCUGCUGCUCCUCAGCUAUAUAAGCUGCUGGAUUCAGUCACUCUCUCUCUCCCUGGGUGUGUAGUUUAUUUGGGUUAGGCUUUUCCUCAUGUUUAUUUUCUUUGUUCAUUACACUUCACUGUACACUCAUUCAAACACUCCACACAAUACUGAUGUUACUGAUUUACAUACUUUAUAUUGCCCUUGGUUAACUUAUAUUUUGUUAAAUAAAUAUUUAGUAAAGUCAUGUGUCUUCCUCUCCUCCUUGUCCGCCCCUUGAGCCGGGCUGUGACAGGUGUCAGUGCUUUUUUUUUAAGUCAUAGUUUGAAUAUCUUUGUUGUUAUUGACCAGAGAGGAUCUGUGGUCAAUUAUAUAUUUUGUUAUCUUUUUGCACAUGUCGAAAUAAUAUUAUUGAACCCCACCCUGCUAUGACGGCCCCUCCCUGUUGUAACCGCUGAUAUGAACCUUGUCUAUAGAUGUGUUUGUGAAGUGUUGUUCUUCUAGUUAGUGUUGGCCUGUAAUACACAUCUGUGUGAACCAAAGUUUUAAGAACAGCCUUCAACACAAAAAGCACUUCUGUAAUCAAAGCAGAGGCAGCUGAGUACAGAUUUCUCUUAUAUGGUCAGACUGGACUGAUGAAGGUGCUUAUUAUGUGCCCGUUCAGGGUCACAGUGCUACUGGCAAAGACAAUGCAAUAUUACUAGUUGUUUUAUCUGCACCUUUCAUUUUUCUUUGCUGUUAGCUUAGCCAGCUUAAAUUCAUAGGAAAUUUGAAUGCAAGUCAUUUUGUCUAUAAACAUUAAAGUGGCAUUUGGGUAUCAAAUUUUAGUAGACUUUACCUUCACUUGUAGAUAUUUAUGCCAGUUUCUUUAUGUUUGACAAGUGUUUAAUACUGAAUGUAAAGACUUGCCCUCUUUAAAUGUUUGCCUUAAGACCAGUGAGGUCAGAGGUCAUGAGCUGUUAAUGGUAGUGGGUUUGUAUCAAUGAUGUUUUCACAUGUAUUGUCUAUCUUUUGUAUUAAAACAUGUUGUCUCUCAA
Molecule: messenger RNA, 3350 nt
Organism: Thunnus maccoyii (southern bluefin tuna)
Lineage: Eukaryota; Metazoa; Chordata; Actinopteri; Scombriformes; Scombridae
Product: transmembrane protein 205
Exons: 4
Coding region: 179-745 (188 amino acids)
Source: RefSeq, a predicted model, not a curated record